UCAUCAAGCUAUAAGUGGUUUGAUCAUGUUGAAGCGUUCAUCUGCCAGCCGGGCUGGCCAUCUCGGCGUUACCCUGCUGCUUUUCUACUUCUCCACGUGUUGCUCUCUGAAGUGUCGCACCGAGGAUGGUCCUUCCGAGUCGGAGUUGAAACGUAUCACGCGCAGUUGCAUGCGUAAGAUCGGUGAGAGUUUGCGUCCGAGCAACGGUGGUUCACAAGGCUACUCCAAUAACUACAAUCACUAUGGACCACUGCACCAAUCGAAUUUCGGCGGGCAAUAUGGUGGGAAUUCACGUUAUGAUUAUAAUUAUGACUACGACGAUGAUAAUGAUCAAUAUAAUGGCAAUGGAAAUAGCAACAACUAUAAUAGCAACAACAACAAUGGUAAUAACAACAAUGGCAAUAACAACUAUGAUCGUGAUCACGAUCGUGGCAAUCGCAAUGUGCUGCAGCAACGAAAUCGUGAUCGUCAGCAAAAUGGCAACUCGGAUAACAGCAGAUCAUCAUCUUCAAGCUCCUCGUCUUCGGGUAAUAACCAUGGUAAUGGUGGGCGUUAUGAUAAUAAUAAUGGCAAGAGUAAUGGCGGUAACGGUGGCUCGGGUGGCGGUAGUGGUAAUAAUGGUGGCGGUGGGGGCAGUCGCAACACCGGCUCGGGUGGUAGUAGUGGCAGCGGUCAGCGAGGUCAUACACAGAAUCACUCAAAUAACAAUAACAACAACAAUAAUAGCAACAACAGUAAUAACAACAACAGGAGUGCAAAUAAUGAUACCGCAGAUGCGUCUUGCGUGGUGCACUGCUUCUUCGAGGAGCUAAAUAUGCUCAACUCCGACGACUAUCCGGAUCGCUAUAAGGUUCAGUAUGGUCUCACGCGUGAUUUGCGCGAUCGUGAGUUACGCAAUUUCUACACCGACACCAUACAGGAUUGCUUCCAUUACUUGGAGUCACAGCGCCGGAGGGAUAAAUGCCAUUACUCACGUGAUCUCAUCAACUGCAUGACGGAGUACGCGAAGGUGAAUUGUGAUGAUUGGCAGGAGUUCAAUAUGGUUUUCAAUUGAAGGGCAGGGAGGGAGGAGAAAUACUUAAA
Ceratitis capitata (Mediterranean fruit fly) is the source of this 1083-nucleotide messenger RNA. It is a transcript of the gene Obp59a, whose product is annotated as general odorant-binding protein 71. Gene Ontology annotation, molecular function: odorant binding. The transcript has 2 exons. The record is from RefSeq and is a predicted model, not a curated record. The coding region runs from base 26 to 1054 and encodes 342 amino acids. NCBI's taxonomy places the organism in Eukaryota, Metazoa, Arthropoda, Insecta, Diptera, Tephritidae.